CGCGUGAUGGGGUCCCAUCAUUUCCAAUCUUACUAAAUAACUUGCACACUAGGAUCCCUCUCCCACCAGGAUAUGCACUGAAGAGGAAAAGUAGAGAGGGUGGAAGGAAUACACAAGCUUGAAGUUGCCAGUGACCAAAAGAUGGCACGUUGUAAGAAGGAAGAGAAGAACAUAGUGGCCAAGCAGUGAAUUCAGGAUGAUGGACAGAGGGUACACUAUAGAUCCCAGCUGUCCAUUCUGGCAGUUUGACGUGUUUUCCUUCAAACUGGUUACCAGGUCAGAAUGUCUGAUGACCUCAGAGGCUUCCGAGCUCCCUGAUUGGAUCCUUCAAAUGCCCUGUGGGGGUUGGAUGCCCAGUGUUCAACAGCUGCUUCUCAGACCUCUUCUCCACUGGUGGUCUGUGCCCUCACUCUAGAAGAGCCAGUGGCUUCAGUUUGACCAAAUUACUGAAGCACACUGAGGACAGACAGGAGUCUGUUUUGUGGAGGUGUUAAGGGGGGUUGGGAGAAGUCAUGGCCACUGGCGAACCAUCUUUCCAGUUUGAGGACCAGAGUCCACAGCCCAUCUGUCCAGAGUAUGCCUUGGAAGUAGUGGUAGAUGAUGAUGAGAUCCCAGGACAAUCAGGCCUAUGGGAAGCAUCCAGCCUUGCACCUCAGGCCUGUGUUCAGAAGAGGAAGACAGACUGGUUCGCAGAGCCUGAGGAGGAGCUGCAUGAGCACCUGCUGGUUUUUGUUGAUGGAGUCCCUAGAUUAGCAUCCUACCUCCUGUCUCAGUCCCCUCCCCCAAAGAAGCAGAAAGGCUACAUUUCAGAGUCAGAAUUAGUGGCAGAGCAAGAGAAGGAUCAUCAAGGGGGCCCUGAUUCAGUUCUUAGUGGGAACACAAACCUCCCCGCUCAAUUCUCUGGCCACAAUUGGAAGAGAAAGGGGUCAUCAAUAUCAAAGGAGGAUGAGGAGGGGGUAGGGCCCUGGGACACUCACAUAGCAGCCAGGGAAAAUAUGAGGCUGCCACCUCGCAAGAGGUGGAGACAGUACCUGUCCCUGCUGUGUGAGGAGUCACAGGAAACUUGGGGAUGUUUCAGCCUGUGCCCUGUGCCGUCUACACACACAGGUGUUGUAGAGAAGCCUUGUGGCCUCAAGAAGAAGAGGAAGAGGAAACACCUGUCCUCAGUGCUGCCGGAGCACCAUGCAGCCUUCACCAGGCUGCUGGAGGAUCCUAUCAUCAGAAAGUUCCUGGCAUGGGACAUGAACCUGAGGACCUCUGAUAAGUACCUGCUGGCCAUGGUCAUUGCGUAUUUUAGCCGUGCUGGGCUCUUCCCAUGGCAGUACCAGAGGAUCCAUUUCUUCCUGGCCCUCCACCUAGCCAACGACAUGGAAGAAGAGGACAAUGAACUGGCAAAACUGGACAUGUUCUUCUUCAUGUAUGGAUGGAACCUGGCCCAGAUUCCCAAGUUCCACAAGCUUCGCUAUGAGUUCAUCUGCUGCAUGGGCUGGGACCUCAGGGUGACCCGAGAGGAGUGUGAGGAGAUCCAAGCUUACGACCCUGAGCUCUGGGUGUGGAAGCGAGAUCGCACCCUACCUCAGGAAACCCUGGAGCUCUGAGAACAAUGGCCUCAAAAGAUCUCUGGGACCUGGGAAGCAACGAAGGAGAAUCACCAAACUUCCUCGAGCUGGGAACCCCUGGGGGGAGAACUAGAAUCCAGUUUUUCUCUGUCACAUUCUACAUUUUAUGUUCAAGUUGUUUCUGAGAUAGAAAAUGGACAGCAGCUAUUUUUAUACUCUUUGUACCCCAUAUACCUGAUACCCUUAGAAAGUGAUCUGUAGAGUGCCACUCUGGGAGGAAAUUGCUAAAAAUAGAACAUUAAGGCCAUAGGUCUGUCAUAGGUUCCUUUUCAAUAUAGGAAGAACCCUUCUCUAGUUAUUAUCUCUAUUUUCCCCAUAGAAAUGUUACUCUGUUCUAGUAAUAUUGAGAUUGUAUAGAUAUCUGUAACCCUGUUUUUAUAAUGGCUUGUGUUAGGUAUUUCAACUUUAAAUAUUUUAGCUUAUUUAUUUUUAAGGAGGUUUUUAUCUGUGAUAUUUAUACAUGCAUUACACUUAUAUUAAGGUGGUUAUACUUACAACCACACUUUCAAAUAUAAAUCACGCAGUCCUUCCUUA
Chinchilla lanigera (long-tailed chinchilla) is the source of this 2153-nucleotide messenger RNA. It is a transcript of the gene Spdye1, whose product is annotated as speedy/RINGO cell cycle regulator family member E1. The transcript has 7 exons. NCBI's taxonomy places the organism in Eukaryota, Metazoa, Chordata, Mammalia, Rodentia, Chinchillidae. Gene Ontology annotation, molecular function: protein kinase binding. The coding region runs from base 513 to 1598 and encodes 361 amino acids. Gene Ontology annotation, biological process: positive regulation of cyclin-dependent protein serine/threonine kinase activity. The record is from RefSeq and is a predicted model, not a curated record.